This is a messenger RNA of Sclerotinia sclerotiorum 1980 UF-70, 921 nucleotides long. RefSeq lists its product with no specific name. NCBI's taxonomy places the organism in Eukaryota, Fungi, Ascomycota, Leotiomycetes, Helotiales, Sclerotiniaceae. The transcript has 4 exons. The record is from RefSeq and is a predicted model, not a curated record. The coding region runs from base 1 to 921 and encodes 306 amino acids.
AUGUUCGCGCAACAGUGGCCGAGUAGAAAGCGCGAAAGAGAAGAUGAGGAUGAACUUGGUACAUCAGGCUUUAGUGCUCACAGAAAUAAACGACACAUAGCCAAUUUACCCCAUCGAACCUCACCACAUGCCAAACGUCAAAUUGCACCCACUUUUACAUUAAAUCACUCCACUCCAGCGCCGCCCGUUACCACUCCAUUGGAUUCGGACUCGGAUAUAACUCCCACCAUUAUGGAGCCGACCAAUUCUUUCUAUUCAUGGUCGUCAUCAUCUUCAUCGAGAAAGAUCAUACAAGCCCAUGAUGAAGAGGGGAUGCACAAUGGAAACCAAACGUCCUUUUCGAGUCAGGUUUCGGAAGGGCCAAUUUAUUCGGAUGAUUUUGAUAUGGCUGACAGUGGCAUACAUUCAACUCCUGGACCAUUCCAGUCAGAUCAUUCUAUGACUCUAGUCAACCGAAUUCCCACGCCGAUCCAUAGUUCCUUCUCGGCAUAUUACCGAUCCGAUGAACCCCUUCACUCCUCUCUCUCCGAACCCAAUCUUACUGACGAAGCAUUCAUCGACCGCUUCCGCCGUGGUCGACGCCUACCUAGUCCCAUCAGCGAGGGAGAAAUAAGUCCUAGUGUCAUCGUCGACGGAAUCAAUGAUAUGCAAAUGGAAGUCGAGCCUUCCUUUUCCUCUUCUGAAUUCGAGAAAGAAAUCACGGCUCCGCACAAGAAAGGUCACACUCGCUCUAAACAUAGCUUGCGGAACUGGAAUGGAUCCACUGGAGAUCUCAUGGGAAAUUUAAAUGGAGUCGGGAUGAAGAAGAGCUUUAGUAUGGGCGUGGCGUUUAGGGGUCUCGACACUCUCUCAAAGCCAUUGAAUGAUUUGAACCUCUUCAAGAUUUCCCUGUAUUCAUGCCACAGUGACAAGAACAAAUAA